GUAUAAUUAUAAAUAGAUAUAGAUAUUUUUUUUCGUUCAACUCUUACGUCUCGAAGAAAUUUUCCUCAUGUAAUAUCCGUAGAAACGAGGAAAGAGUACUUUUAGUAAUAAGUAACGGAUCGAAAAGUGACUGACUGAUUGGCGAAAAAUUGUGAAUUAUUUUCAGUGUACAAUUUGGGUGCAUGUGAUAUUAUAUUUUACGCUGCAGCGUGUGCAACGGGAUUAUUACCGUACGUUAAUUUGUUGUUAACUGAGGGUGGAACGUUUUACGAAAAGUAGAAUCUGUGGAUGGCGGUGCGGAAAAGAGAGAGGGAGGAGAGGAAGUUUGCGAAUGUUGAAAAGUUUUUUAUUUCAAUUUUUCUUUUAUUUUCAAACCUUAAAAACUUUGCAGUUUUUCGAACGAGGAACAAUCAACGUAAUUGUGACGAUCGUACAGCUUGCGCGAAGACUUAAUCAACGCGACCUGUGUUAAGCUUAAAAGUUUUUCACACUUAUUUAUACAUGUAACGUGUGUAUAAUGAACACACGCCUGUAAAUUGUCGACGUGCCCGUGCAACACGAACAUCGAGACUUACGCCUUGGGGAAAGCGUGUUUUGCAGAUUGAAGGUAUAAAGAAGUGGUAAGAAGACACACGCACCGGCACCAAUCAAACGCCAUGAAGAGACACUUCGUUCUCAUUGCCCUCGCGAUUGAAAUCAACCUCUACUUCGCAGAGGGCGAUGCGAGGCACCAGCAGAACUCCAUUUCCAACAACCUACCGUCACCUCUUAACGGACCCAGUGGUAAAAAUGAGGAGAUUCCAGACGGGCCGAUCAGAGAAGUCCUCGCUCAGACUGGAAGCACUGCUACCCUUCCCUGCAAGCUCACGGAUCCAGGAGCCGGCAUUGUAACGUGGAUCCGGCGCAGGGAUCGCCAACUUUUGACCGUAGGAGCAGCGACGCAUUCGGUGGACAGUCGCUUUGUGAUACGACCCUCGAGCUCGGACUGGGCUCUCCUAAUCAGAGGAGUCACUUUUCAGGACGCCGGGGUCUACGAGUGUCAGGUCGCCACGCACCCGGUCCAGCAGAAUUUCGCCCGACUGAAGGUAACCGAGGCAUAUGCCAUAAUACCUGGAGCACCAGACCUCCAUGUCAAGCAAGGCUCGAGCCUACGUUUGGAGUGCCAGCUGAUGUCGUCGACGGAGCCGCCGGUCUAUUUAUUCUGGUAUCGCCAGGGCAGGAUGAUCAACUACGACGUGGAGCCUGGUGUCAGGGUGGAGGCGACGACGACGGGCUCCAUAUUGGUCGUUGAUAAGGCGAAACCAUCCCACGGUGGCAACUACACUUGUGUCCCGAGCAACGCGAGGCCAGCAUACGUCAUAGUUCACGUUAUCGAAGAGGAGGAAAAACCGGCGGCAAUGCACGGGGGCGAUCGGCGAAAUCUGAGCCCCGCCAUUCUCGCGAGUAACUUCCUCGUCUCCCUGCUGGCGACGGUCAGCUGGAGGAUACCGAGUUUUACGAGCCUCUAUCCCACGUGAGAGGGAAGCAUCGGUUUAGGGAGGGCCACGCGUUUCUGACCGAAUCCCCGACGGCCACUCGGAGAAAGAAACUUGACCGAAGGUAACGAACAGUCUUGUUGUAUGUGGGACGGUUGUUACCUCCGCAGAGAAGGAGGAUCAGGAGGAAGAGGUCCGAGGUCAACGAUCGUUCUCCGGAAGGCGUUACGGGCGAUUCAACGCCGCAGUUUCUAGGUCCGUAUGUAUACAUAUAUAUUUAUUGCUGCAAGGAAGAGAAAAGAAGAGCCGGAGACUCGCCGAUCUCCGCAAGAUGAGUGCCGAUCUACCCUAAAUUCGUCUGCUCGUCUCAACUAUCCAGAUACCUAUACCAAAAACCCGAAAGGAGAGGAGAAAAAAAAAAAAGAAAUACCGAAACCCAUGUAAAUAACUGACGUAUGCUAUGAAAAUAUGA
Molecule: messenger RNA, 1947 nt
Organism: Neodiprion fabricii
Lineage: Eukaryota; Metazoa; Arthropoda; Insecta; Hymenoptera; Diprionidae
Product: limbic system-associated membrane protein-like
Exons: 6
Coding region: 657-1517 (286 amino acids)
Biological process (GO): synapse organization
Cellular component (GO): neuron projection membrane
Source: RefSeq, a predicted model, not a curated record